Messenger RNA from Asparagus officinalis (garden asparagus), 544 nucleotides. RefSeq lists its product as uncharacterized. Bases 48 to 416 code for a protein of 122 amino acids. NCBI's taxonomy places the organism in Eukaryota, Viridiplantae, Streptophyta, Magnoliopsida, Asparagales, Asparagaceae. The record is from RefSeq and is a predicted model, not a curated record. The transcript is spliced from 2 exons.
GAAAAAGAGGAAUAAUUUUGCUCUAAGUUAGUUAAAAAAAAUAAUCAAUGGGGAUGAUGAAAAUUCCUCUAUUUGUGAUCUUGAUCAUAGCGUCCGCAGUGAUUUUCAUCGAAAAAACCUACAUCUUACUACCGUUCCUCUUCCAUGGGCUCUCCCGAUCAACUAUUUCCCUCUUUAAUUUCAACACGCCUCCGGUGGAUUUGUACGAUCCUGAGGAUAUUUCGCUAGAUCGUGUAUAUAUUCCUCCGGCGGACGAAAUACAAACCGUGAUAGUUCUAAUGUUUUGCUACGCUAUCGUCUGUGGGUGUUUUAUGUGGUUCUGCUGUUGGUUAUACAGCGGUACGCAGCUAGGGAGAUUAAUGGGGACCAGAGAGUCAAGACACAGGACUACACAAGUUGCAUCGGGAGUUGUGUAGUUUUGACUACAGGUUAUGAAAUAUGUUGACUUGUUUUUUCUAUGUAUUUUGGUCAAAUUUGUAUUUCUUAUGGGGCAUCGAAUCUGUUCCUUUGACACACGUGGAAGAAUAUUGGAGAGGUUUUUUUU